CUCGAGACAUGGGCGACACAUGGCUUGCGAAACACAUGCUAGCUUUGGAUGAGGUAAGUAUAGGCGAGGUUGGAGUAAAGAAACGGAGUUGUCAUGUUGCUCUCCGCCUGCAUCGCUGCCCGACUAAGCUGAAGUCUCUCUUUAAAGGGCCAGCAACUAGGACGCUCUUAUCCGGCUAGAUUCUGGAGGCUCAUACCCCAGGGAGAACAUGGCAAACAAGAUAGCGGAUAGACGGCGUGUUUACCUCGCAUGUCGAGCCAUCUUUGUGGGCCAGAAAGCGGAGCUACGGAAACAGAAAAAGAUACGCGAAGAGAUUGAGAGGUGGCCGCAGGUGCUAAGGUCACUUACCAAUGGCUUGAGCGUAGAGAAUGUGGUCGAGAUUCUUCGCGACCUCCUAUCACGGCAUAUCUUUAAAUCAGAGCUCAAAGCGAAGGCGGAAUUUCCCGACUUGUUCUACACGCCACCGGAACAGGAGGUCAAACGCGAAGCAUCCGAAGUUAAAGCUGCUAAGUCGACAGCCGAGGUACUAGACGAAGUUGCCAGCGUAGGACAAAACGACGUCGAAUGCAAUAUCGAAGUUGAAGAGCAUGCUACCAAGCAGACCAAUGAAAACACCGCCAAACAAACUGACGAGGACGACGUAAAACAACCUGAUGAAGGUGUCACUAAGCAAGUUGCCGACGAUGCCACCAAGCAAACUGGCGAGGUGCUUCACGAAACUGAAAGAGAUAGUCCGCGCCCUAAAACCGAGUUCCCAAGCACCGGGAAUGUGACUUCACAUGUGACUUCACAACAGCUAGCGACAUUGCCUUCAUUAUACCCAACAUACAUUCCGUAUAAGGCACAACAUAUCAUUCUGAGUGAGGCGCAACGUAUGCUAGAAGAAAGCUGCUUUAAAUUCACUAAGAAGCAUAUGCCAGCACUUCUCGAGAAUACUGGGUUGGACUGCGCUAGUUCGCUCGAACUUACAAAAUGGACGCGACUGCUGGCUAAGAUGGCCGACGAGAUACCCGAAGCGGCGUUUGACUUGGGAGCAAUGCCUUUGAGAGAAGUGUUAUUCUCGACGGAUAAGCUGCGACACAGCGCGGUUCAUAGGGUCCCGAUGACUGCCCGUAGCAUAAAAGAUCUGCUCAAGUCAGCGGUGACCCUUGCAUUUACGAUUGGCGACCACAGGCAUGCGGGCCAGCUCGAGGAGAUAUGCUACGAGCUAGAUAGUAAGGUCAAGGCAAUGGAGAUGAAUAAAAAUGCACUGGUGUAUUCUGCCACAGCUGAUCUGCAGGAUAUUCAACGGCGGCGAGAAGAGUUGGAUAAGCUGGAGAAAGAGGUGCUUGCCACCAUGGUGAAAAACGACCAGAAGAACAGAGGCUUUAUCGGAGCGCUACUGGAGGACUCGGUGAGUAGGAUCUUGGAAGGGAAAACGGAGAUAGAGACGGAGAUGGAUGACGAGUUGAAGAUUGAGGAAGAUGAAGAGGAGUUCUCAGAGUGUCAUACAAGUGUGGAGGAUUUUGAAUAGGAUUCAGUUGUAUAAUGACCACUCGUGGUAUAUUGUUGUGUAAUUUGAUAUAUGUAAUUCGAGAUGAUAUAUUCCGUAUAAUAUUAUAAUUUUAACACAUUCGAUCAAAUCAUUAAAAAUUUCAUCAAUAUUACCUCAUAUCCACGUCUUAUUAGUACGUAUGUACGUAUUAGUU
Daldinia decipiens is the source of this 1688-nucleotide messenger RNA. RefSeq lists its product as uncharacterized. NCBI's taxonomy places the organism in Eukaryota, Fungi, Ascomycota, Sordariomycetes, Xylariales, Hypoxylaceae. The record is from RefSeq and is a predicted model, not a curated record. The transcript has a single exon. The coding region runs from base 209 to 1513 and encodes 434 amino acids.